AUUUAAUCAAUUCUUCUCGCCUUGUCUACCGUUGGGUUUAUAUCCACGUUAAAUGUUGAAUAUCUUUUUUCACAGUUGUUUAAUGUUCAUCUUUUAGGAUUGUAUAGUUAGGAUCUGAUGUCAAUCGAUUUUUAAAGGCUCGUUACGAAGAUAUUAGAGAAGCUUUUUAUAAUGCAUUUUAGUGGAAAUGAUGGUGAAGUUUUAUUGAAGUCCAGCGGUUGUUUCUAUGACUGCGUUACGUUAUGUCCGAUGCCGAAGUUUGUGAUUCAGUUGGAAAAGAUAUUCAGAAGGAAAUAUCAGACAAACUUUCUGCUGCAAAAGAAUGGGGAAGUUAUUUAUUUUCAAAAGCCGUGAAGUCCAGUGAGGAAGCAGUUAAAAGACUUAGUGAUCGAAUAGAUUUAACCGAAAUCAAAUCAGUUGUAAGUGAUGUAACAGCUUCUGUCAAACAGGUCCCACUCAUACGUGAGUUUGAAAAAGCUCAAGCUGACUUUGCUGUAACAUCUCAAAAUAAGAAUGAAGAAGCAAUCCGUUUUCGUUCAUCAUCUCAAUCUGAACUUCCACCAUGGCAUCCCGAUAUAUGCGGACUAAGUGAUUCUGAUGCUUUAUCUUCACUGAAAGAACAAAUCUUAGCUUUAAGUCAAAAUCCGAAUAACUUUCUUAUUUCUCCUCCUGAAGAAGCUCAACUCAAAUGGACAUCACCAAUACCUGACAAUUUAUUACGUGAAGCUCAAAUCCUUUUAAAAGAAGAUCCUAAUUUAGGUUCUAUAAGGUAUCUACUUGUCCCUAGCAAAAUUAGUGAAGAGAUAUUUUGGAGAAAUUAUUUCUAUCGUUUAUCCUUAAUACAACAAUCUGCUAGCCUCUCCGCUGUUAUGGAUAAUGCUCACCAACCAAACAUUGGUAAUAAUGGUGGUAUUACAAAUGAUAACAAUGUAUCUGACACUGAUUUUGUAUGCAUUGAACAAAAUCCUAUUUGGUCUAGAAUGAAUACAAAUCUUAAAGAAAAGGAAAAAGCUAAUGAAGGUUUAAAUAAUAAUAAGAAUAAUCGUAAAAUAAAUAAUUCUUCUAUGCAAUCAAAAAUAACAUCAGAUAAAUCUUCAAGAUCUAAAGAGAAAUUUAAAAUGAAUUCAACAAACAUUUCUAAAGAUUCAUCAACUUCUAUUUUAAAUAAUUCACAAAAUAAUGAUAAUUCUUCUCAUACUUCUUCUAUUAAAACAUUGGAAGAACAAUUAGAAGAAGAGAUUGCUCGUGAAGUUGAUGAACUUGUUUUAACUAAAUCAGAGAAUAAUUCCAUUUAUCCAAAUAGUAAUAAUAAUGAUAUAUCUGUGACAGAUGAAGUUGAUGAAGAAUUAGAAUUGGAAAUAUUAGCUGAAUUAGAAAAUGGUCAUAAUAUUACCAAUCAUUCCACUAAUUAUAAUCAUCAUUCUAAUAAUAAUGAUAAUAUCAAAGAAGCUAAUAGUUAAUGAUAAAUAUUAUGCAAAAGAAAAAAAUAAUGCUAAACAAGAAAAAAAAACAAAAAGUAGAUAUUCAUUGAAAACACACUUUUAAUUCUUUUUUUCUUUUUUAAUGCCAUUGAAAAUUUAAAAUACAAUAAAAAGUGUUUCUAUCAUUUGUAUAAACAAAAGAAGAAAAUAACAAGACAUAAUUAUCUUUUAAUAUAUACAUUAUUGUUUCUUUGUUUUGCAAGUAAUUUCCUUUUUCCCCCUCCCUUUUUUGGCAAAUUAAAAGAAAUACUGAUCACCUGAUUAUCAUUGAUCAUGUUGUGUAGUUUCGUUGUUUGUUUCUCUCUUAAUUUGUCCAUUGUGUGUGUGUAUGUAUGUAUUUAUGUAGUGUAUUUACCACUUUCCUUUUCACACUUUUUUUCACAUAUCAAUUAGUGAUCACUAUAUUAUUAUUAUUACUAUGCUUGUUUAUUUGAUCUUUUUUUCCCUCAAAUUACUUUUUUCUCAAUAUAAAGUCAUUAAUUCUUAAAAUGUUUUUAAUUGUAUUAGAAGGUUUAAUUAUUUGUUUUCAUUAGUAAUGUAAUAAAGUUGCUUUACAUAAUCAAUUUUAUAUACAUGUAUAUCAAUCAGUUAGUCAUAUAUGUAACGUAGAACCUGAUACAUAUUUCCAUUGAUUGAGGUUCCUAUGUUACAUUAACACUGUGAGACAAUUGUCAGAGUAGUAUAAGUAGUAUUAAAAAUAUCAUUAUUAAUAGUAGAAAAUAUUAUGCAUCGAUAAUAUGAUUUCAAAACAAUGUUUUCACAAAAUAAGAUAAUUUUGUAACGUUAUGUUUAAGGAAAGACAAGGAGUGAAUAGAUCCACUCGAUUAUGCUGGCUUCUAAACUAUUUCAUCUACCGUUUCCAUCUGCUGAUCACGAUAAACAGAUAAAUAUUAACGAAGAUGGUCUAUACCCAACCUAACACAGGAUCAAAUCAGCAGUCGAUGAAUUUCGUAAGGCCUUAGUUUGCUCGCCCCCAUAUUUUCAAACUAAUUCUAUGCCAGUAAACAUCAUUUGCUGAAGUAAAUGGUUACCGCACAUUACAACGACAAUUAUGUAUUCCCCAGAACACAUUGUAAUAAUGAAUAAAUACUUCAACUUUAUAUUAAUUUAUGUUGUACAAAUAUUAACUCCAGUAAAAUUAACACGUAGAUUUCAUUAUUACAAUAAAAAAUUUCUGUGAUGGCAAAUUUUGGUUUGAUU
This is a messenger RNA of Schistosoma spindalis, 2681 nucleotides long. The record is from the annotation of a GenBank genome assembly. NCBI's taxonomy places the organism in Eukaryota, Metazoa, Platyhelminthes, Trematoda, Strigeidida, Schistosomatidae.